This is a messenger RNA of Salvelinus fontinalis (brook trout), 7964 nucleotides long. Its product is annotated as ATPase family AAA domain-containing protein 2B-like. The transcript is spliced from 28 exons. Gene Ontology annotation, biological process: positive regulation of transcription by RNA polymerase II. The coding region runs from base 127 to 4563 and encodes 1478 amino acids. NCBI's taxonomy places the organism in Eukaryota, Metazoa, Chordata, Actinopteri, Salmoniformes, Salmonidae. The record is from RefSeq and is a predicted model, not a curated record. Gene Ontology annotation, cellular component: nucleus. Gene Ontology annotation, molecular function: ATP binding; chromatin binding; histone binding.
UUUUGCGUAAUGAGUGACAGUAGAGAGAACUAAAGAGAAAGAGAAAUGGCGCCUCAAUGCCAUAUUUACUGAGGCAGAGUACAGACGGAUAGACAGAUUAAACAAGUGCAAAUAAACGGACAAAUCAUGGUGAAUACAAGAAAGAACUCUCGGCGUAAGCCGAGCAGUCCCUUCAUCUCGUCCAGGACCCGGUCUUCUGCCAGAAAUCCCUCCAACUCUGAGGAACAUAAGGAUCCCAGUAGUGAUGUGAGCAGUCCCAGCAGUCCUGGACUGUCCCCUCCCUCAAAGCGAACCCGUAGACAGACCAGCUCCAGCGACACCUCUCCCUCCCCCCAGGCCAAGGGCCAGAGGGUCUCCUGGGGCAUGCCCACCUACCGCACCAGGUUGUCAUCUGGCGCCCUGCAAAAUGGAAAUGCCCAUAAGGAGGAGGGGGCAGGAGACCAUGCUCACAUGAACGGCCAUGUUGACCGGAAGAGGAGCUGCCAAGUGAGGAAGAGCCAGUUUGAACACCUCAACCAGAGCCUGCUGUUUGACCAGCUCGUCAACAGCACGGCGGAGGCAGUUCUUCAGGAAAUGGACAACAUCAGCAGCAUCAGACAGAACAGGGAGGUGGAGAGACUCCGCAUGUGGACAGACACGGAGGUGGAAAGCAUGGACAUGUAUUCUCGUGUGAAGAGGAGGAAGGCGCUGCGCAGGAACACCUUUGGCAUGCAGACACACCACAAAGCCAUGAGCAAGACAGAAUCGGAAGAGGGGACUGAAGAAUCUCACGGUGAAGAAGAGGAUGACGAAGCAGAGGAAGAUGAUGAUGAAAGAGACGAGGCAGAGGAGGCUGGAGAGGGGAACGACAGACCGUACAACCUGAGACAACGCAAGACCGUACAGAGAUACGAGGCGCCACCUAUAGAGCCCGUCAACAGAAAACAAACCAUCCCCUCCCUGUUUGACACCCACAGAUCCCCAGCAAGGAGAAGCCAUAUACGAGUGAAGAAGCAUGCCAUCCACAGUAGCGACACUACGUCGUCGUCUGACGAGGAGAGAUUUGAGAGGAGGAAAAGCAAAAGCAUGACCCGGGCCAGGAACAGAUGUCUGCCUUUGAACCUGCGAGCAGAGGACCUGGCCAGUGGGGUGCUGAGGGACAGGGCCAAGGUGGGAGCUAGCCUCGCUGAUGUGGACCCCAUGAAUCUGGACAUCUCAGUGAAGUUUGACAGCGUAGGAGGGCUGUCCAACCACAUCCAGUCUCUGAAGGAGAUGGUGGUCUUCCCUCUACUCUAUCCAGAAGUCUUCGAAAGGUUCAAGAUACAGCCCCCGAGAGGGUGUCUAUUCUACGGCCCACCAGGUACAGGGAAGACCCUUGUAGCACGGGCUUUGGCCAACGAGUGUAGUCAAGGAGACAAAAAGGUGUCUUUCUUCAUGAGGAAGGGAGCCGACUGCCUCAGCAAGUGGGUCGGCGAAUCAGAACGACAGCUACGCCUACUUUUUGACCAGGCGUACCUGAUGAGGCCCUCUAUAAUCUUCUUUGAUGAAAUAGACGGGCUGGCCCCAGUGCGCUCCAGCAGACAGGACCAGAUACAUAGCUCCAUAGUGUCCACUCUGCUGGCGUUGAUGGAUGGCCUGGACAGCCGAGGGGAAAUCGUGGUGAUCGGUGCUACCAAUAGGCUGGACUCCAUAGACCCUGCUCUACGGAGGCCUGGACGCUUUGACAGGGAGUUCCUCUUCAACCUGCCUGACAAGAAGGCCCGAAGACAAAUCCUUGAGAUCCACACGCGGGACUGGAAUCCUAGACUGGCUGAACAGUUUGUAAAUGAGCUGGCGGAGAAAUGUGUCGGUUACUGUGGCGCAGACAUCAAAGCACUUUGCACAGAGGCGACCCUGGUGGCACUGCGGCGUUGCUACCCCCAGAUCUACGGCAGCAGUGUUAAGCUGCAGCUGGAUGUCAGUACCAUCGUGCUGGGGCCUGGGGACUUCAGCCAUGCUCUGCGGACCAUCGUCCCAGCUUCCCAGAGAGCCCAGGCUCCUCCAGGCCGAGCCCUGGCCCCCAACAUACGCCCCCUACUAGCAAACACACUGGCCACGGUGCUGGAGGUCCUGCUCCGAGUCUUCCCCCACGCAGAAACACAGCACAUGGAGAGUAGAGGAGACGUUGACAAUCACCUGCUAGAGGAGGUCAGUGAAGAGGAGACGGAUGGAGCAGCUCCCUCCAUCUACAACCUCCAGCCGGGAUCCCCAAAGACACACACACAUCCCUCUACGGCACACACACCCUUCCUACACUUCACCAUAUCACCCCUUCACCAGCCCACGUCGUACCGGCCCCGCCUGCUGCUGGCGGGCCCCCCCGGUUCGGGACAGAGUUCUCACCUGGCCCCUGCUGUGUUACACCACCUGGACAAGCUGUCUGUCCACCUCCUAGACUUGCCCACACUCUACUCUGUCAGCGCCAAGACACCCGAGGAGUCCUGCGCUCAGGUGUUCCGUGAGGCGUGUCGGAGCGUGCCCAGUGUGGUGUUCAUGCCCCACAUCUGUGAUUGGUGGGAUUCGGUCAGCGACACGGUGAAGAACACCUUCUUCUCUCUACUCCAGGACAUCCCCUCUUUCACUCCCCUCCUCAUCCUCGCCACCACAGAGACGUGCUACACACAGCUACCACAGGAGGUGAAGUUGAUGUUCCAGACGAUGUACGGGGAGGUGGUCAGUCUGUCUUCACCUGGAGAGGAGGACAGACGAAGGUUCUUCAUGGACCUGCUACUGGUACAGGCUGCUAGAGCGCCAUCCCACAGGAGACACAAAGCCCUGCGGUGUGAGGAGGUGCUUCCGGUAGCGGAGGUCCCUGGCCCCAGGGUUCUCUCCCCCGAGGAACAGCUUCGUCUGGCCGACCAGGAGGAGAACACUCUGAGAGAACUGCGUCUGUUCCUCAGGGACGUCACCAAGCGCCUCGCCGUAGACAAACGCUUCAACAUCUUCAGCAAACCUGUUGACAUUGAGGAGGUGUCAGACUACCUGGAGGUGAUUAUUCAGCCUAUGGAUCUAUCUAUGGUCAUGACCAAGAUCGACACCCAUAAAUACCUGACGGCCAAGAACUUCUUGGUGGACAUAGACCUCAUCUGCAGCAAUGCCCUGGAGUACAACCCUGACAAGGAACCUUCAGAUAAGAUCAUCCGCCACAGAGCGUGCAGUCUGAAGGACACGGCGCACGCCAUGCUGGCCUCGGAGCUCGACCCAGAGUUCAACCGCAUGUGUGAGGAAAUCAAGGAGUCACGCAGGAAGAGGGACCUCCAGAUUCCGGAUGUGCCUCCUGUCUCCCUGGCUGUCGUGGUAACCACCAGGAAGCCGGCUGGAGAGGAGAACGCUGGGAGUAGCACUCAGGGAGAGGCCGUCGACAAGCACCACUGCAGCAAUCACAUAAAAAGGAAAGCACGUCGGCGGCCAUCUUGGGGGCGGGGCAUCAUUAGGAAGAAGAAGAGCUACAAGAAGGGAACGGAGGAAGAGGAGGAUGAAUGUGCGGUGCCUAAGCCGGAAACGGCGGUACCCAGCGACUCCUGUCUGACUCAGGACGAAGAGUCUUCCUGUGACACCAUGGACCCUCAGCCCAACGGACACCACACACACCCUCACACACAUGGCAUCUCCACGGAGGAGGAGAGCUCCAAUGAGGCCCCUAGGGGCCAGAGAACAGAGACCCAAGGGGAGAGCAACACAGGGAUAGGGCCCAAGGAGGACGAGACACCAACUACAGACGACAAAGCCAAAUCUACAUCCACAGACAAAGACCUCCAGUCUAAAAGUGAGUCUUAUUGUAAAAACAAGGAGCCUCAAGCCCAGGAGAUCCAGACUAAAGAUGAGGGGUUGUCAUCUAAAGAUGAAGCGCUCCAAUCUAAAGAUGAGGGUUCCCAAGCCAAAAGCGAGAACCCCCAAGCCAAGCCUAAGGAGGAAGGUUUCCAGCCCAUGGAUGUUGAGAAGGUCCAGCCUAAAGACGACGAGGUCCAGUCCAAGACUGAGCAGCAGUCGUCAGCCCCCACUUCGGCCACAGCACCCCCUGUCUCUCGGGAGUGUGUGAACGGGAAUGAGUCCAUGGACAGCCUGGAUUCCCAGGCCCUCAAGAGCUCUGAGACAGAGGGGCCUACAGCGGUCGAAGGUGAAGCGUCAGAGGGGGAAGAGGAAGAAGUGUCGGCGUCUGCAGUGAGCAGAGGAACUCAGGAGCGCCGUCCCCAGGACGGUAGGACAGGAGACACGGAGACGGGCAAGGAGGAGCAGGACAGAGAAGGCUGGUCCAAGGGGAGGAAGUGCAGAAUGAGACAAUUAGAGCAGUCAAAGGCAUCAACUGAAGGAACAGAGGAGCCUCCACAGACCCCUCCACCACCGACACUAGUGGUCGAUCAACAGCGACUCACGGCCCUCUUGGACACAGUGGUACAGAGGAGUGAAGGCUACAGCGUGGACCGCUUGGAGAGACUCUUCUCUCUCCUCAGUCAGUGCAUCUACCAACACCGGCUGGACUACGACAAGACACGGCUACAGGAGGAGAUGGAGAGGAAAGUGCAGAAUUUCAUUACAUUCCUGUGAGACAGCCAGGUUUACCCUGAACACACACACACACACACACACACACACACAAGCCUUUGAGCCAAGUACUUACACACAGAGCAAAUAUAGAGCCCUGGUCUUAACAUGGACGACAGAACGGGGAGAAAGAGGAGACUUUUCUAUGGUGCUAUAGUCUCAGGUACCCUGGUCAGACCCAAAUCCAGUCGACAACCAAACAGACUCCUGGACACGCACACACGAACGGUGAAACGGGCAUUCCUGGUGCUAUUCAGGUGCUAUCCUAAUCCUUGCUGCCGGUGGGAGUAACUCGGAAACUAACCAACAAAACAGAUUGGGUGAUGUCAUAUCUCAACGACGGCCUACUUUUACACUGGCCGUACGCAAACUACAUGUGUGCUUCGUUAUGCACACACAGUAAUCCCAUUCACAGAUUGUCACCAGCAGUGCGAGUAUGUGCAGUUAGCGUGGAGGUUGAGACAGUCUCCUGUCUUGUCACCAUUGCUGAACCCAUGUCAUCUCUCAGUAAGCUAGUGAAUCAAGAUUAUAGGCCAGUCAUCUCAUAGAUACAACAGCUUACAGAUCAUACUUAGUCAUUAAACCAGCUUGGUUUGAAUAGCAUCUGGAUCUAAUCAAUUAUGAUUAUUUUGAUUUUUUUAUUAUUGAUAUGGAUCUUAUAACCACCGUUCUCGCUCCAAACAUUGUCCAAUGUUCAUUGAAAUGUUUUUAACAUGACCAUACUGUAGGGUAAAGUUGGCACUGCUGAGCUAGAAUCAAUUGCCAGCAUGUACAUGCAUUACAAAAACAUCAAAGCCCCAUUUAAUAAGGGUGGAACUGAGGAAGCAUUUGUUCGAGGUUUGCAGUGAACAUCAAAAUAACAUUCAUUGACGAGACUCUUAUCACAGUCGUAGCAAACAGAUUGACGUGCUGCUUGUGGUAGCUGAUUCACAGUUCUGUCUGUAAUUCUGUGUAAAAAAAAAAAAUCUUCCACAAGCUGUGCACUGCUAAUUUUUAUUUCCUGUCAAUCCACACCUAACUAGAAGCAAUUCAAAUUAAAUUGGACACCUUUUUGUAGUUCGCACUGCCUAGCAUGUGCCUUAUUUAACCCCCAUAAAGAACAGCUGUUAAGGUUUUUAAUCGACUGCUCUGUUCCAUGUAAUGCAGUAUAGUGAGCUGGAUGUAGAAGUUGCCCUUAAACUAACCACAUAUCUAGGACCAAACUCUCGAUCCUAACUUUAACCUUGACUGACCCAGGUGCAGUGGAUAGAAGUCACUUCUACAGUAGGAAAGCAGAUCUACUCUUAGUCUUUACCUGCCCACAUGAGUAAAAAAGGAUUUUAUCAUUACUUUCAUGUCAACGGAUGCCACAUGAGUCAAAGCAAACGUGGUGCCAAUUUUCCCUCAAAUGAUUGCGUGGCCGUUUUUAGUCGACAUUCAUAGGAAAACAGAUCUUAACUCUAUAAAGAUAUAGAUAAGCAACUUACACAGUUGGCUAUGUAUUAUGUUGUGCAUUUGAUUCAUAAAAAAAACAAAACGUUUUUCUAUUGUAUGAUACAUUGGAAAUGAUUGUUUUGAAUUGUUAUUGCAUUGAUUGUGAAGCUUCUGACCAUGAACAAGGCCAUUCAAGGCAGUGCCCUGUUGAGGUAUAAAACAGCAUUCUAUUGUUUGUUUAUUUUGUUGAUGCUUUUGAUUGUCUGUCUAGUGGGAGGGGUGUAAUUAGCUUUUGCCAGCCCAUCCAUGUUCACCUUGUGGUAAAGAUAUGCAUUUUUGUUUUUCAACUUUUUCUGGUCUUUCCUUGGCCAUGGAUGAGUCCAUGUUUUGACGAGAUGUGGCCAGCCUCAGUCUUUCACAUUCACAGCACUGUUAAAAGGUGGACUCCGAUAUGACAUGGUUGCAGAAAGUAAACCACAUAAUGGGACAGCUUCCGCAACAACUAAAAGUGUUAAGGCUCAUCUUCUCCGCUGUUUUGGUGAAGCAGAUGUGUGUGAGCGAAGUCUUGCGUCUCGCAAGAUCUGCGGCAGUGGAAUUUCGCUGUCUACCUUUUAAUGCCAGGGUUCUCCAGGUCCUGGAGAAUACUACUAGGCAUGCAGGCUUUUGUUCCAACCAAAUCAACUAAUCAUGGUGUUCUUCAGGCUUGACUACGAUUGGUUUGUAACAAAAUCCUGUAUGCCUAGCCCUGCUUUAUGCUGAUCCAACCUCACUCCACAUCUGCCUUCUCUUGGAUUGCCAGGUGAAGAUUUAACAAUUAAAAUAAAUAUGAACAUAUGCAAACUAGCAUUGGAAUACUGCAGAUCGAGAGAAACAAAGCUACCUCAGCUUAAUUUAUUUGAAUGCUAAUAAGAAACUGUUUACUGGGCGCAAACAGUAUUUUGCCAUGUUCCAAACUCUUGUCGCAACACUCAGUACAAGUUCUGUGGUAACCCAACAGUUUGGUUGGUUCUCACCAUUUUCAGUUUUUUUGUCUUUUUUGCAUUUGAGCCGAGACGAAACAUACAGCAUUUAAUUUCAAGGAAAUGUCAAACUGUAUAUUUCAGUUCUGUAGACCGAGACGUCCUGAGAUUGCUUUCCUUUCAGAUCCCACUACUACACAUAUUCGCUAGUCUUGUCCAUCAAGCCACAAUCUUUUUUUUUUUUUUGAGGGUGAUUGUUUUUGCAGACUUGAAUCUCUUUCUCGUGGUGAUUUAAAUUUGUAUUUUAUUUAUUAACAAUUAGACAUGUUUUUACAUCUAUCCAUUAAAACAGUAUUUUUGUACAUUAAACAAAUUGGCAAUAGUUGUUACUCGGUUUAGUGCUGAAGUGAGGUAGCGGAUUAGCAUGUAUUGGAGAAUAAAGAAGUUUACAGGUGUCUCAGGUUUCUUCAGGCUACACAUGACCUUUCAACUUUCCUAUUUAUUCCAUUGUGGUGUUUUUUUCUUUCGUUUUGUGGUUAUGGACUGUGGGAUACUGGAUGAGGCUAACGUUGACUUAUUGGAGUUUUUACAUCAAAACAAGAGCGUGUUGGUAGUGUAAAUCUUAUUCACGUUGCUGACACAAUUUGGCAACCAUCUUAUAAAAUCUGUCCCUUUAACAUUUGUUUUUAAGAAUUGGGUUUUAAAAUGUCAUACAUUUUUGUCAUCCUCUCUUGUCAAUACAUUUGUCAGUUUGGACAAACAACCAAUUUUUGUCUGGUAGUUAAAGAUGAUUUAGUCCAGUAUGCACACAAUUUUCCAUCACUACUUACUGAGUUUCUCUUGUGUGGGAUUUAUUUAGUAGAUUUUGUUUUCGUAGCAUCACCAUGUUUAAUGAUUUCUUCUUGAGGUUAAAGUUUAUUGAACAUCUUCUUCCCAAUCAAAUGUUACGUUGGUGUAAGUUAUUUGAAAGGAAAACUUUUACUGUAUUUCUAAAAACUGCUGUGAUAUACUUGAAUAAAGGUACAAAUUGUA